CUCCAGGGCGCCGCGGGCCCCCCCCCGGGCGCGGCCCGCCAAUGGCCGCGGGCCGCGGCGAGAGCGCGGCGCUGGCCCGCGCGCGCACGCCGCCGGGCAGGGGCGCUCCGGGCCGGGCUGGAGCCGUGCCAGGCGCCACCACGCAGUGGGGGGCCGCGGGGGUGCUGCUGAGGCCGGCGAGCGGGCGCGGCCCCCUGCCGCGGCGGGACCGGGCGAGGCCGCGGCAGGGCUGCCGGGGCCCCGGCGCCGAGCCCGAGGCCGCGGCCGGCGCCGGCGGCGCGCGGCUGGAGCCCGUCGAGGGCUACGCGGGCCACGGCCGCCUCCCGGGAAGGAGCCCGCCGAGGCGCGCGAGGCCAGGGCCGGCCUCGCCCGCGCCAGCAGUGCCCUCGCGCCGCCCCAGGGAUUCCGGAUCGCCGCUCUCUCGGCCCUCGACGCCGUCUUGCAGCGACGACCGGGAGGUGUGGAACGACGGGCGGGGGAAGUACAAGGGGUGCGGCUACCGCUACCCCCUGAGGAGCGAGCAGGACCAAUCAGCACAGGGCAGAGGCUUCCCACGGUUCGCGCAGAGUUGUUGGGUCGGCGCUGGAUCCCCCUCCCUGGCGCGCGGAGCGCGCCCGGGGCGGCGCCCGGGGCGGCCGCCUCUGGGGGGUCCAGCGCCGAUCCAAGGCACCCGCGCGGAGCUCGGAAAGCUGUCGUGUCUGUGCAGCCUCCAGCUGCCCUUCGAGGAGCAAGCUGCUGGAGGACUCCCAGACGCUGACGGCGAAGCUGCUGAGCCCCCUGAUCCAGCAGGAGCUGCGGCGGCUCGAGGAGUCCCGCUGGCUCGGCACGCCCAGCCGCGGCCUCGGAAGCACGGAGCCGGAGCUGCUCAAGGGCCAGGCCGCCUCGCAGCCAUCGGAGAAGACAAGACGGCACAAGCAUAUACAGCCUUCGGAGCUCCAUGCGGACCUCCCGGAUCGGCGCUGGAGCCCCUCGCGGGCGCGCGGAGCGAUGCCCGUGCCGCCUUCUCUUCCGAGCCGGCGGUGCUCGAGCGGGCGCCGGCGGGACCCCGCCCCCACGCGCGGCGCGCCUCCGACCCCAACACGGCCGGCGCCGCGCCCCUCGGGUGGCCGCCGCGCGCCGGGUGGUGAGAGCGGCCCCGCGGCGGGCGGGCCGGGCGAGCCAGCUUGCCGUCUUUCUUUUGCAGGCUCUGCGCCGGUUGUGCGAAUUCAUGUUUAGGCCAGGAUGCAGCGGCACCGUUGCCUGCGGCGGCUCCGCUUUCUGCAAGCCAGUAGGGAUUGCUCUUGUCUUCCUUUCUACAGUCUACCGACGUCCAGUGUGAUUUCUCCAGUCGGCUUCAAUAGACGGCUGCGGGACAUUCUGAGGACGAUCCGCUGUGACCUUCCGGAAUGCGCCAAGCGCGGUGGAGA
Molecule: messenger RNA, 1406 nt
Organism: Prorocentrum cordatum
Lineage: Eukaryota; Dinophyceae; Prorocentrales; Prorocentraceae
Source: the annotation of a GenBank genome assembly